UUCGUCAGUCAUCUUUCUAGUGUUUGCAAAGGAUUGCGACGACAGAAAUUAAUUCACGAACAACGCGUUCACGGUUGGUUUUACCAUCUACACUAGAAUUUUUCGUUUCGUAGUCGAGUAACGUGAUAAGUUGCUUCGCUGUGGGAUAGCUUCGAGGCUUCGAUAACAAAUGGAUAGCCCAUUACCGCAUAUUUUAGAAAGCGCUGAAUGUGAUGGUUCGGGCAAACCGAAAGACAGGUUAGUGAAUCUUCUGGAUCAAAUCGAAGAGCAUGUAGAACAGCUGAGGAAGGAUGCUUCUCGACUCGAAGAAGAGAAAGACAUUCUCCUGACUACUUUAGACACCUUGAAGAACAAUGAAAUCCUGAGUGCAUUGCAAGAGACCGAUAGAGAGGAUAUUUUGAGGUAUGCAGAGAGAUUGACUAUGAGAUGUCUGACAGUCGAUGUUUUGGUGACGGUUCAGCGAGAUCAAAUUCAGCAAGAAGCAUUACAUCAGGUGAAUGACCUGAUCGAUAACUUAAUAAUUGGUCUCCGAGACGAUCCAACUAUGACUCGACAACGUUGUACAUCCUUUAUGAAUGCUUGUUCUUCGCAUGGUAGUGGACUGCCAGACAAAACCUUUGAGACUGCUAUUCUUGGAUGUACUGUAGAGGAUCAAAAACGGAUAAAAAAGAGAUUGCAGGGUUUAUUGGAUUAUAUUGAUAAGAUGCAUACGAUUCAACUACUUUGAAGGCAUUCUUUAAACAAUGUGUUUUGAUAAGGCAGCAGAUAAGUUUUCAAAUGAGCAAUUAAUUCGUAUUAAUUGUUCUAAUAGGAGGUUUGAGAAUAUAAAAGCUAAAUAAACCAGGGUGCUUGAUGGAAAUUCAAUGGUGAUGUUUUAUGGUAAAUGUAGAGGACGUCAUUAUUUAAGAGACAUGUAAACUAUGUCUUCUCCACGCAUACCAUGAUUUUCUAUAAUAUUCAAGCCAUUGUUAACUCAGCUUCUGCCCAAUUUAUAUUUGCAUAUUGUAGUAGGGUGUAGUGACAAAACUGCUAUCAAAUUUCAUGACUAUUCUGACGUUUAUUUGAAAACUUUUCAAUGAGUAUUUAUGAUAUUACAAUUCAUGAAGUUAUGGUCAAAUGAAUAGCUUUCUUACAAAAUGAAUGUACUGCAAUAUUUGCAGAGAAUAAUGUUUGAUAUCAGAAUGAUCUUAAUUAUUUGUUAUUAGUAAAUUGGAAAUAUAUUUAUACCUUUUGUUAAAUUCUAAAAUGGUGAUACACACAUUAGUAGAGUUACGUUCAAUUUAAUCUUUGUGUGGAUAUCGUAAAUGUGUGACUGCUGGUUGGUCAUGUCAAUAUACCCUUGUUAUAACAAUCUUUUUUAUUACUUAAAAUUAUUUGUGCUUCCUAUUGUUAAGAGAACUCUUACAAAAGUGUUUAAAGAAAUUUAAUAAAAUUUCUACACUAUGCUUGCUUUAAA
This is a messenger RNA of Megalopta genalis, 1456 nucleotides long. Its product is annotated as BAG family molecular chaperone regulator 2. The record is from RefSeq and is a predicted model, not a curated record. Gene Ontology annotation, biological process: protein stabilization. NCBI's taxonomy places the organism in Eukaryota, Metazoa, Arthropoda, Insecta, Hymenoptera, Halictidae. Gene Ontology annotation, molecular function: protein-folding chaperone binding; adenyl-nucleotide exchange factor activity.